Leishmania major strain Friedlin is the source of this 3465-nucleotide messenger RNA. RefSeq lists its product as hypothetical. NCBI's taxonomy places the organism in Eukaryota, Euglenozoa, Kinetoplastea, Trypanosomatida, Trypanosomatidae. The record is from RefSeq and is a predicted model, not a curated record. The transcript has a single exon. The coding region runs from base 1 to 3465 and encodes 1154 amino acids.
AUGCCUGCCUCGUCCUCUGGUGCCGUGGAGAAGAGGAAGUCGCCGUUCCCGGUCGAAGCUGUGCAACUGACCAAGGAUUCAGUAAGGCACUCGGGAUCGCGGAGGGGCAGUGCCGCGUCAUGGCUGCACCCGCUGUCGUCCACCGAGGUCCCCGACUCGGAUCUUCCACACAACCCGCUCUUUUCCCGACAUGGAGUUCAGCUGACCAACAGCGACGACAUUGUUGUCGGUGGUGGCGGCGCCGGAUCCUCGAGCCUGCUCUCCGCAACGGAGAUCUCGCCCAUGCGAAUACGUGAAGCCAGCGGCCGUAAGUCGGGACUCGACAGCUCCAGCAUCACCUCCAGCAGCAAGCGAGAAGUCCGCAGCUGCCGCGGCUACGCACGGUUGACAGGGCUGCUAACCCGCCGAGGAGGUGAGGGGAAAUCGAGCAAAAACGUCGCCGUCAGCAGCACCUCCCAUUCGACGACGACAUGCUCGGGAGGUGCACCGCAGGGCACCGUAAUCGCCUCUCUCAGUAGCGCAGCGACGCGCAAUCCUCUUCAGCGCUCCUGCAACACCAGCGGCGAGGCGGACCUUAGCGAGGAAAUACGCCUGGAUGACGGUGGGUGCGACUGGCCCUCCACGCCGUCGCCAAAGACCGCCUCCGUGUCGCACAGGUGCGGGAGUAACAGUCCCAGCGGUGCCGUCGGCGUCGUACCAUGGCCGAGUGCCGUGAACAGCACCAUUCACAGUCGCAGUCGGCGUGAGCUCUGUGCCUCCCCGCUGGCCUCGCAAUCGUCCCGCCCCUCGCCGCACGCGACGCUGCGGCUGGACGGCGGCAGCGCUACAAACGGUGCCGGUCUCGACUCGAGCGGAGCGCAGUUCGUGCCUCUCGGGUCCUCAGAUCUGGCGAAUCGCAACGGCAGCCCGAACCGGCUGCAGCGAUCCUACUGCGGCGGCGUUGACGACGACAAGACGACUACAUCGUCCACUCUGCGGAAUCGGUCUCUCCGGCAGAAACUGAUCAGUGGCAGCUCUCUCUCCACGUCAGCAAGUCAGAGCCUUCUCCAGGUUGGGAGCACACGCGCUUCCCAGGGGCAGACGCCCCGAAAUACGGGUGACCCUGAUGCCUCCGUGCAUCUUUCAAAGAACGCGCGAAGCCUGCGAGACGCCAAGGCAGCGCUGCUGCGGCGCACGCAGCACGGGGCCGCCCAUUCCCUGCGCAGCUCUCGCACCCACAGCUUUCGACGUAGUCAAAGUAACGCCAGCACCGGCGGCGGUGACCCGUUGUCGCAGCGCGGCAGUAGGAUGCGUCCCAGCAGCCGAGAAAAGCGAUCCACGAACAGCACCAAGGGUGCCCUCGCCGGUGGCGGCCGUGUCGGGUCAGCGCAUUCCAUCGCGGCGGUUGAAGACGACGUGGUGCGCAUCAGUGUGCGGCCAGCCGGUUUGAACUCUCCGCUGACACACUGGGACAUAGACUUUCCCUUGACCACGGCGGUGCCUGACAUGGGUAGCGGCAAGUCAGAGCACAAUAUCUGUGUCAGCGGGGCGCAGCGUCGAUUUAGCCGCCCCGAGGACAACCCCCUGCUCGAGGUGAUGGAAACGUCGAGUUGCGCUUCACAGGGCUGGUACGAGGCUGGCAACGGCGCACCCUGGUGUCCUUCCACGGCGGAGCAGGCAACACGUAGUCGCAUCGCGGUCGCUGCCGGCUCGCUGAGCAAGUCUAUGGAGCGCCGAACUACUGGUUUGAGUCGCGACGGGAGCCCCUUCCAGAAGUCCUCCAGCACCCGCCGCGGUACCUUCUACCCGCCUCGCAUGCCGAGCGGCUUCCACUCACUCAGUCCAAACGGCGGCUACAGCAGCAGCACCGACAGCGAGGAGGAAAUCCGGCUGCGAGAGCGUCACCGCAAUCGCGUUGACGAGGUGCUGCGCCAGCUGAACGCGCCAAUGAAGUCGACGACCGUUGAUGAUGGACUGGUGGCGGCGAGUAUGCGCAACAACUCCUCCUACCCCUCAGCGAGGGACGCGUCCGUCGGCGCCGACGCAUCGCAGAUAGACAAUAACAACUCAAGCGCGUGGGUCGGCAUUGGCGGCCUUGACUGGGACGGUGGGCUCGUGGCGUUUUGUGCUUCUACCACCGGCGGUGGCAACGCAAAUAUGAGCACGACUGUGAACGCCAAUGGCGGUGGCGGCGGGGACGGUGGUGGGUGGCACGGUGUGGGCGGUGCAGCCACCACGGAGGACUGGUACGCGCGCAUGCGCAAAAGGUUGGAGGAGGAGGAAAAGGCUGAGGCGGUGGCCGCCGCUGUCAUUGCCCGCGAUGCGAACUUCACCUCUGCGGCUCCUCCAAGUGAAUCGGCGCCUACGCAUUCUCCCGCGACGACCAGCGGGAACCGUAACAAGGAUUCCACGCCGUCAGAGAUGCACAUGCCCGCCAUCGAUCGCGCCACGGCGUGCAACAGGCCUCUGCCCCUCCUUCGCUCCACCCGCAGCACCCGCGCCCCCUCCGCGCCCCCUGCACAUAGCAGCUUGCCGCCCGGAGAGUCGCAAACGGCGCCGCCAAUGUUGAACCAAACAUCCAAGCCAAAAAUUAGCCCUGGCGUGUCCUCGACUGGUGAGCGUUUUGUGCGGCGCCCGCAACCACCAGGUAUCCCCGCGCGGAUGCAGCUGAGCCACACAUGCGCUGCGCUAGGCAGCGCCGAUGGCGGGGCCGCGACCACACACCCUCACCCGCCGGAGGCAAGCGGCGCGAAAGAGGAUUCCGCGGCAGCGAGGUCACCUUCUAAGCGUCUGUCGCUCAAAUCGACCGCCGUGACAGUGCCUGUCAAUGCGGCCGAAAGUGCAGACAGCGCCGGAGCAGCGCCGUCGCCGGAGCUGGAGGUCAUGGAACCGCACCACCGCCUCAGCGCCUUUGAUCCAGAUGAUGGCAGCGUCAGCGGCAUGAGCGGCACAUCGACUGUGGCACCGCUGAUGUCGUCUGCAUCGAGGCAGCUGUCUGAAAAGCUCAUCGCGAUGCCGAGCACGAGCGCCAGCAUGGUUGACACAAGCCACUCCCAGUCCGACCUGCGACGUCAUUGCUCGCUUCCACGGAUAGUGCCAAAAGUGAGCAUGACUGUGCUGAAGCCGUCGCCGCCAGGGCAACACCCACACAGCACUAUCGCCACCUCAGUGCCGUCACGGGUGCACAAUGGCGUGCGACUCACACUUGUGCCGUCCAGUGCUGCCGCACAGUCUUCAGGGGGCAGCUCCGCGACGCCCACGAGAGAAGUGCCGGUCUCCGGCGUUGGUGCUACGACGCGCGACUCUGUAUGCACCGGGGCUGACGUGAAUGGCGGGCUGCGCUGCAACCCUUCAGCGCCGACCCUUAGGCAGGGUACUACCGCGAGAAAACAGCCGACGGCAGGCGCGCGCUCAACCGAAAACCCCACGAGCUCGUCGGGUGCGCCGGCCGUCGUUCUCACGUCGGCGCGUCUCUCCGACUCGUGA